AUGGCGGAAAUCCUCGAUCCCUCGGUGAAUCCCAUCGCCAGGGCGAAGCGGGAGAAUCUAGGGAAGAAGAAUGGCGCUAUCACGGAGCUCAUUGCGGCGUUGAAAUCAUGCAGCAGCUCCAGGGAUCUGGAGAGCGGGAGGAGAAUCCACGCCCGAGCGGUGGAGGCAGGGAGCGAUGGGAAUCUCUUCGUGGCCAACACGCUGAUCGAUAUGUAUGCCAAGGCUGGGAGCAUGCCGGAUGCGCGAUCGGUGUUUGACACGAUGAAGCAGCGAAGCCUUGUGUCUUGGAACACCAUUGUUUUGGGGUAUGCCCAGUGUGGCGAGGGCGAGCUAGCGCUGGAGCUCUUCGAGGCAAUGCAGGGACAGGGAUUUCUUCCAGAUUCGUGUAGCAUGGUGGCGGCGCUGAGAGCUUGUACGAGCUUGGCCGAGCAAGAACAGUGGCGGAGGAAGCAGCUUCCAAAGAAAAUGGACAAAGAGAUGGUUUUUCGGGAGGAGCGUGCUCUAGAGAAGGCCCUGGCUCUACACGCUCUUGCAGCGAAGAGAGGACACGAAUCCAACCUCUUUGUGGCGAGCUCGCUGGUGAAUCUCUACUGCAAAGUUGGCAAAGUCGACGAGGCAGUGAAAGUUUUCAACCGGAUGAAGAAGAGAUCAGUGGUGACUUGGAACUCGAUCAUCAUCGGGUGUGCUCAGAACGGGGAGGGCGAGCUCGCCAUGAGAUUGUUUUCGAGGAUGCGAGAAGAGGAGAGUAUGAUCUCGCCAGACUCUUGGACUUUCGUCGCUGCUCUUGAGGCUUGCAUUGGCCUGGCGGAGAAAGAAGAAGGUACACGCGUAAAUGGAGAGCUUGUGAAGAUGGAGAGCCUGGAAAAAGGAAUGGAGAUUCACUCCCAGGCUCGAGAGACGGGUCAUACAGCGGAUAUGUUCGUGGCCAACACUUUGAUCGACAUGUACUCGAAGUGUGGAAGGAUUGUGGAGGCACUGGCGGUGUUUGACAAGAUGAAAACUCGCGAUUUAGUCUCGUGGAACAUCAUGCUACUGUCGCUGGCUCAGAAUGGACGAGAACGCCUGGCCUUGACGCUCUUCCAGCUGAUGCAACACGGAGAUGGAAGGCCGAUGGAACCGGACUCUCGAACUUACGUCGCGGCUCUCAAAGCUUGCAGCUCUCUGGCUGCUCGAGAAACACCAUCGCAGAUUGGAGGUGAGCUUCUCAAAGUUGUGAGUUUGGAGAUAGGAUUUGCUCUUCACUCACAGGUGCUAAGGUCCGUUUACAGGAAGGACGUAUUCAUAGCCAACACGCUGCUGGAUCUGUAUUGCAAGUGUGGAUUACUCGUCGAAGCUCGUCGGGUCUUCGAUGGUAUGAUCCAACGAAGCGUGGUCUCGUGGAACACACUGAUCCUCGGACACGCACAGAGCGCUCAAGGAGAAGCUAGAGUCGCUCUGGAGCUCCUGGAACAGAUGAAAGGUAGCGGGAUUGAGCCGGACGCUCUAACUUACGUCGCGGCUCUCAAGGCCUGUGGGAAUCUAGCAGCUCUCUCGACCGGCAGGAAGAUCCACAGCGAAGUAGCGAGCAGUCCCAGGAUUGAUCUGGCCAGGGACACGGUUCUAGCAACAGCAGUAGUCGAUUUCUACGGGAAGUGUGGGAGCAUGGUGGAAGCUCAAGCAGUGUUUGAUUCGAUCCAGAGGAAAGAUUCGGUGGCUUGGGGAGCUCUAGUCGCGGGGUUUAGCCAGCAGGGUGACACUCAAGGGGUGUUCCAGGUGGGGGAGAGGAUGAAAAGAGAGCGCGUAGCGAUCGAUGGGAUCGUCUUCCUUCACGUCUUGACGGCGUGCAGUCACGCUGGAUUGGUGGAGAGAGGAAUGGAGUUCUUCCAGAUGAUGAUCUCCGAGGAUCACAGGGUGGUUCCCAGCGUGGAGCACUACACUUGCGUGGUGGAUCUUCUAGCUCGAGCAAACCAUCUGGAAGAGGCGGUGGCGAUGGUGAAGAGCAUGCCUUUCGAGCCGGACUUGACAGUGUGGACAUCGAUCAUGAACGCGUCGAGGAAGUGGAGGAACUUGGAGAUUGGGAAGCUGGCGUUUGAGGCGAUGCUGCGGCUGGACGCUAGAGAUCCAGGAGCGUACGCGCUCAUGGCCAACACUUUCUCCGAGUCAAAGGUGGUCAGCGUCGUUGACUGA
Molecule: messenger RNA, 2166 nt
Organism: Selaginella moellendorffii
Lineage: Eukaryota; Viridiplantae; Streptophyta; Lycopodiopsida; Selaginellales; Selaginellaceae
Product: pentatricopeptide repeat-containing protein At3g09040, mitochondrial-like
Exons: 1
Coding region: 1-2166 (721 amino acids)
Biological process (GO): RNA modification
Molecular function (GO): protein binding; RNA binding
Source: RefSeq, a predicted model, not a curated record